Messenger RNA from Protopterus annectens (West African lungfish), 2276 nucleotides. RefSeq names its product regulator of cell cycle RGCC-like. The coding region runs from base 107 to 445 and encodes 112 amino acids. Gene Ontology annotation, cellular component: cytoplasm. Gene Ontology annotation, molecular function: protein kinase binding; protein kinase activator activity. Gene Ontology annotation, biological process: regulation of cell cycle. The record is from RefSeq and is a predicted model, not a curated record. NCBI's taxonomy places the organism in Eukaryota, Metazoa, Chordata, Ceratodontiformes, Protopteridae. The transcript is spliced from 5 exons.
UUUGAUAUUUCCCUGCAGCAGUUCAGAAUUUGCAGACUAAAUUCAACAUCUGUUGGUGGGACAUAGCAUCUGGAAAUAUAUUACACAUUUCAUCAGACUGCAUAUCAUGGCAUCAGAAAGAUUACAGAGCACAGUGUGUCAAGAAGAAGACUUUGACGCCCUGCUGAAAGAAUUCGAUGUGGUUCUGGAAGACUUCCAGUCUCCCUUCGACCAGAAGCAGAUGCAGUACGAACAACACCUGCAGGAAAUGAAGCUGCUGGUAACAAACAGCAACAAAUUCAUUGACAGCGAAGAAUCAGACAGUGGAAAUUCAUCGCCUGGUAGCAGCUUAAACUGCAGUGAGGAGAACUUGAACGUGCCACCAGUGACCAAAGCAAAACUUGGUGACACAAAAGAUCUGGAAGAUUUUAUUGCAGAUUUAGACAAAGAACUGGCAGAAAUGUAGCUGAACCAAGUGAAAACAACUGCCAUCUCUUCAUCACUCAUCUUCUGAAGAAAUCAUUGGACUUUGUUUAAUCUCAUUGAUUUAUUCAUUCAGCAGUUUCUCACAGCGAUUAGUGCACUGAAGAAUGGUGACCUAUCCCACCAGAAUCAAGCAAAAGCCUGCAGAUUUCCAGUGGUACCCCUACCAUAAUUUGCCUUUGAAGCCAUGCAUAACACAGACAUGACAUUAGUAAUGCCCAUUUGCUGUUCAAGGAUAACAUUGUCUAUUGUAUCUCAAAACAGUCAAAUAAGCAGCAGUAAUUAAAAAUGCUCAUGGCAUCAGAAGCAAAUUUAAUUUCCUUUUUAUUUUUGUUUGUGGACAUUUAAUCAGGCUGUAAUUUGUCAUGGCUUUAAGACAACUGAAAGUGAAACAUUUGUAAAGACAAUGAACUGCAUUUCUGAAGUUCCCAUCACGUGUUGUAGUUAUGCAGUUUUUAUGGAGACCCAUGCAUAUUGUUUAAACUUGCCUUGCUGUGAACCAGUAGGCUUUUUUUUUCUUUGAUUUGCAUAUAUUAGAUGAGCAACAUAUCCACAUGUUGUACUCAGAUAAAUCAUAGCGAGGGGGCCAGAUACAUUAAAACUUCAAUAUACAUCCACUACAACUGCACUACCAGUCUAUUUUGUGCAGAAAACUCAGUCCAUUUUAACAAAGAUGGCCAGCUAUUCUUGGUGGUACCUCCUGUUAAAGAAAAUUCUGUACGUGUGAGGUUUAGAACUCUGACUAACAAAAGCAGCAGACAGUGUGAUGAGUCUCCUUUGGGCUGCCCUGAGUAACGUACUGUACAGUUCUGUGUCCCAUUUCCCUACAGUGUAUGAACUGAUGGUCAUGCUGAUGGUCAUUUCUACACCGUUUACUCUAAAUUUUAAACAGCAUGAUUAUUUCUUGACCCUGACAAAGUUGGAAAGCAUCUCUAUAACCCACUCUUGCACAUUUCUGAACCUGAUCCCAUUGUAUGUUGAAAGAAUUUUGCAAAGAUGCAUUCACGUUACCCCAUCCUAUAUAAAAGUGUCUGGUAGCAUUCAACUAAACUCUUGAAAUAUUUCACAAAUGUGUUAGGAAAAUAGACUAUAGCUCCUCCUGUAUGUCUGUGUUAUCUGCACUUUGCAAAACCUUUACUAGAAGAAACGUCUUUCAGAUGUUUACUGCAUACCAUCAGGUUCUGUUCUCACUAUUUACCAAAGAGUUGUUAUUUCCAUCAACUUAUUCCAGACAGAGUGAAGUGCCUGAUGCACUCAGUACUUGCCAUCUCAACUGAAUAACUGUUCCAAGAACCAUCUAAUUUUCAACAAUUUUCACAUUCCUUCUGAGCUAACUCUCUGGUUGCAAAACGUUUGAGUUGUUAUUCAUGGAAAAGAAUUUCUAUCACUUCUGUUUGAUGAGUGAAUUAAGGAACGGUAAAGUUUCCUGUCCAUGCUUCCCCCUGUUAUUUCUGCCUUUCAUGAGCCCUUAAUAAGUACUGAGGGGUGUUCUCCAUAUGAACUCAAUCAAGAUUAAGAAAGUAUUAACAAAAAUAAAGAACUGACAGAUACAUAAAAUAACUUCAACAUAUAAUUAUAUUUUCUGACAAGUCAUAUCCAGUUACUCAGGGUUUUUCUUGAAGUCAGUCUAAAGUAUGAUCUUGCUAAAUUUUUUUUUGUAAUUUAUUGUAAAUAUCUUAAGUUAAAUUUAUUGUAUAAAGAUGUAUGUUUUUUACUGCACCAAAAAUUGUAAAGUUUGUUUAGUGUAUUCAGAAAUGCAAAACGUAUUGUUCAACCGAUUCUUCUUUUUUUUACAUUAAAGUUCGGAAAAUACA